GGAAAACUUCAUUGAUUAUCACAGAUUAAAUUUCAUUUCAGCUACGACGUGUUCGGACCAAUUAGCUUGCAAUCAUUUGUACACUGCAAAAACUUGCCAUUCAAAUGCCGCCUGGCAAAACGGAAAUAAGCCAGCUGGUGCUCGAAUCCAUAAUGGUCGUGGGUGGCUCCGCCCCCAAAAAGGUGAUCCUGAGGGCGGUGAGCACCACUGCCAGCACCCAGGUGAGGAAAGUAAUGGGCCCAGUUAACAAGGCCUUAAAUGAGUUCAUCAGGAAGGGCGUAGUCCGCGAACAGGAAGGCAACUACUACAUUAACACGGCAAGCACUACAAGAAAGGCAAAGGACAAGAGACCAUUGAGAGUUUCGUCCAGGGAUCUAUUUGAAUUUUAUACGUAAGAAGGAUUAAUGAUCAUACGCAGGAAAUGCAGCAUUCUUUAUGUAAAUUUUGGAAUUGGCACUUUUUGAUAAAUCUUAGUACUGCGUGAUUUUGCGGCCUCUCACAAAAUUAAAUACUUUUUGUUGCCACUUUUGCAUCCUGGAAUGGCAAACAAGAGAAAAAUUUGACUGUGCUAUUAUUUUUAUAUAUUAAUUUAAAUUCAUAAGUGAUUGUCUUUUUAGGCUUCCAACUACUUUUGUACGAAAAAUAAAUUUAUAACUAAAUGUAAA
Molecule: messenger RNA, 665 nt
Organism: Drosophila teissieri
Lineage: Eukaryota; Metazoa; Arthropoda; Insecta; Diptera; Drosophilidae
Exons: 4
Coding region: 105-395 (96 amino acids)
Source: RefSeq, a predicted model, not a curated record